Molecule: messenger RNA, 489 nt
Organism: Arctia plantaginis
Lineage: Eukaryota; Metazoa; Arthropoda; Insecta; Lepidoptera; Erebidae
Source: the annotation of a GenBank genome assembly
AUGACAGUCUUAAAGCUCGUCUCAACCUUCGCUUUGCUGUCAGUGGUAUCUGCUGAACAAUUGGGCCACCAUCAAGGACCCUACGGUUAUAAUACCUUCGGCGCAAAUGCAUUUAGUAGUGCCUCAGCCUCUGCAUACAGCAGUGCCUACAGAGGUGCUCAAGUCCCCAUUCUGCGUUAUGAGAACUUCAACAAUGGAGACGGCAACUAUAGAUACAGCUACGAAACUGGCAAUGGUAUAUCAGCACAUGAGAGUGGUGCACCACGAGCCUCUGGUCCCGAAGGUCUCGCAGUGACUGCCGAGGGAGGUUACUCUUACACGGCUCCCAAUGGCCAGCAAAUAUCUCUCUCCUACACCGCUGAUGAGAAUGGCUUUCAUCCAGUCGGCUCUCACAUUCCUACCCCUCCACCGAUACCUGAAGCUAUUUUACGCUCCAUCGAAUUCAACAGACAACACUCUACAUCUCGCGACGGUGUUUACCACGGUUAA